Messenger RNA from Didymodactylos carnosus, 2259 nucleotides. The record is from the annotation of a GenBank genome assembly. NCBI's taxonomy places the organism in Eukaryota, Metazoa, Rotifera, Eurotatoria, Philodinida, Philodinidae.
AUGACGACAACAAAUGAAGAACGAGAUACCAUUGACGGCGAUAGCGAGCGUGAUCGAAAUAAACGUAAACCGUUUUAUAAAAAAGAGAAACCUGAUAAAGGUUAUUCUUCGUUAUUGAUGGCAGCUACUGCAAGCGAAGAAGCAUUAACAAGUGCAGUCGAUUUUCAAAUAUUCAAAGGUAAAAAGAAACACGGUUUCAAGCUGAUUAAAACAAAGAGCGAGAAGAAAUCAGCUGAUUAUGAGAAAAAAGAACGAAGAUCCAGUUUGAAGGAAGAAAAGCGAAAAAAAUCGAAAUCAUUCCGUGAAAGUGGAACAAGCACAACCGAAUUGCUUGAACAACUCCGACUCAUUGUUGGUUUGCCGCUUGAGGAUGCUGUGAAACGGAAUCCGUUGUCUAAUAACAGUGGAUUAGCCGUUCCAAAAUUUUUGCUAGAAUGUAUCGAAAUUAUUGACCAAAGUCAACCACAAGAAAAUGUUUACCGUCAUGAAGCCGUUAAAAUUAAGCAGGCAGCUGAUUUAGAAUAUGCAUUAAAACAACCACUGACUGCUGGAUUUGCUGUUAGUUUAUUGAAACGAUUUUUUAAAGAGUUACCUGAGCCAAUUUUAGCACAUGAACCGAUUAAUGCAAUAGUUAAAAUUAUUACAGAUGGCGCAGUUGGAAUUGCAAAUCCUGCCUGUGAUUUGUCUGACACAACAAAAACAAAUGAAAUACGUCAAAUUUUACAGAAAAUACCGAAAUGUAAUCGUGAUACAUUGCAUAUAUUAUUCAAUCAUUUAUAUCAAAUUGUUACGCCGCAUUCGACAUCAACGUUACUUUCAUCUGGUGGUAGCAGUACAAAUAUUCAAGCACAAACAGUAAUUAACUCAAUGUUAACUGUAUUGAAAAUGAAAGAACGAGUUGUUAAAUAUUUUAUUCAAAAUGUUAGUGAACUUUUUGAUAAACAGAGUAUUUUGACCACUUCAGUGACACCCAGAGUACCGUUGAUGAAAAAUGUAUCUCGUUUGUCAUUGUUGCCAGACUGUGUCAAAGAGCUUGAAAAUGAAUUAACAAAACAGGAAAACAUAUUGAAUAAGAUGCAUGAGGAUAUGCAAAAACAAACAACGUUUACAUUUGGCACAACAACACCUCCAAACGUUGAUAAAGAGAAAGAAGAACAACUAUGGACCCAGCAACGGAUGGUAACAGCAAUAAAACGAAAAAUUAAACAAGAAAAAAGACGACUCCAACAAACAACAUUAAAUCGACAAUCAUCAUCAUCACUGAGUCUCGAUCCCUUGUCACCGUCGACAUUCUCAAUAGUCACUUCUGCUCACAGAAAAUCAUUAUUGAAAGAUGACCAAAUAUCCCAACAAGUUAUUGUUAUUGUAAAUAAAAAUAAACGAGAUGAUACACCGAUAACAGAUCGAACUUGUCACUCUGUAACUGAAACGCCCAAAACAGCAGUAUCAAGUACUAGUUCAAAGAAAAUGAGUGAUAGUGAUAUUAAAAUACAAUUAAGACAAAGAAAUAAAUCAGACGUUGGUGAAAUUGAAAUAGAUGGAAGUGGUAAUGAUGAUGACGUAUUCAUAAAAACAUUGUCCAAAAACAAGACGAUCUUUAUGGAAAAAGAUGAAGGAAAUUUAAUGAAGUGUGAUUAUUUGAAAGAAAAAAUUUUAGAACAUCGUUUAAUAGUAAAAUUGAAAAAAAUUUAUGAAGCAUUUAUGCAGGAAAAAGAAAUGUUAGCAAAACUAGAACAAAUAAAUCAACAACCGUUUAAAUCUCUCACAUCUCCUGAGCAACAAAUUUCGCCAUCUAGCGAUACUGUUCCAGUAAUGCCUCCACCAUUACCACAGCGUCCAUCAGAAAUUUCACAAUCACAGCAACAGAUAAUGAUGAAAUCCUUGAACAAUGAAACGAUUAAAUUACCACUACUACCAUCUCUUAGUUUAUUGUCAACUAAUAGUGAUACACUUUCGACAACAAAACUUAAAGACGAUGUAAUAGUUCAGCAUCUUCAUUGUACAUCGCCAGAUCAAAAAAUUACAAUUCUACAAGAAUUAUUGAAUAUAAUAAAACAAAAUAAUCAACUGGAAACAAAAAUUGAAGCAAUCAAACGAAAUAUUGAAAAUGAAAGUGAACGUAUUGAAAACUUAUGUGUCGAUUUGAAAUAUUCAAGAUUGUCAAUUAAAUUUCAACAGUUGAUAAGUAAUAACAACGAAAAAAUCAUAAAUAACAAUGGAAAGUCAAAUGAUCAAAUGGUUCAAACAACAAAACUUUGA